Molecule: messenger RNA, 2658 nt
Organism: Temnothorax curvispinosus
Lineage: Eukaryota; Metazoa; Arthropoda; Insecta; Hymenoptera; Formicidae
Gene: Nopp140
Product: nucleolin 1-like
Exons: 4
Coding region: 120-2036 (638 amino acids)
Cellular component (GO): nucleoplasm; nucleolus
Source: RefSeq, a predicted model, not a curated record
UGGAGUGGAAGUGGAGUAGAGGCCGGCACGAGAGCAUCAGAGGAAGCAAGCGACGUUCGUCGCAAUCGUCGCAUUCGUUCAUUUGCGAUUGGAAUACGUAUCCCAGCGUAUCCGGCAUCAUGGUUAACGUUGAGGAAAUGUUCGUUCUUGGCCUCGUGUUCGACUAUUUAAAGAAGAAAGAUGUGUCGUUGGCGACUGUCUUCCAAAAGAAGACAAAAGCGCCGGCUCUAUCAAAAGGAUGUCCGACGAUAAUAGAAGUACUUAGGUAUUUCCAAAGGAACUCGCCUAAAAAGGUCUCGAUCGUUGCGCAAAAUAAGAGUAGCAGCUCGGAUUCGAGCUCGGAAGGUGAAGAGGAAACUGAAAAAAACGUUACACAAGUUAACGGCAAAAGAUCGAUAGUAGAAACAGUACCUCUUAAAAAGGUAGCGGAAUCUUCCUCAGAGGAUUCUUCCAGCGAGGAUGAAGAAGAACAAGCUCAAAAAGCAACAAAGAAAGCAAUUACAAAUGCCAAGGCUCCUGUUGCGCAGAAAGAGGAGAGUUCUGAUGAAAGUUCUGAUGAUGAGGAAUCACCAAAAGUUCCAACAAAAGCUUCGCUAGAACCAAAAACAAAUAACCAAGCAAAAUCUGGCCCUAUUUUGAAAGCAGCAAAAGCAGUUUUAAAAGCGGUUCAAUCAUCCAGUGAUUCAUCUUCCAGCGAUUCAUCGUCUAGUAAUGUUGCCACUCUUCAACAAUUGAUAAACCCAACUACCAAACAGCCGGUGAUGCAGACAUCCACGCCAAAAGGCGCUAUUUCUAAAAUACAACCACAAAAACAGAAUAAACCGACAACAGCACAGUCGGUUACAAAACGGGAAUCGUCAUCGAGCGAAGAAAGCAGCGACGAAGAGGAAUCGACGCCGCAAAAACCAGCUUUUAGUAAACCAACAGUGCCAGCAAAACGAACUGCCAUGGAAAUGUCUUCGAGUGAGGGUAGCAGUGAGGAGCUUGCUAAGAAGAAGAAAUCUUCCUCGAGCGAAGAAGAGAGCAGCGAGGAUGAGCCUAAGACAGUUACGUCAAAGGCAGCUGUAAUUUCAAAGGCACAAAAUCAGAGUAAGCCGGCGCCAGCAAAAGCAGUUAAAAAAUCAGAAUCGUCAUCGAGCGAAGAUAGCAGCGACGAGGAGGAACCUACACCGAAAAAACCAAUUGCUAAUAAACCAACAGUAUCGAUAAAGUCUACCACCAAGAAAGAAUCUUCGAGCGAAGAUAGCAGCGAGGAAGAACAGUCUGUUAAGAAACCAGUCUUGGCAGCUGCCGCUAAGAAAGCAGCUACAACAGCUGCCCCUAAGAAAGAAGAAUCUUCCUCAAGCGAAGAAAGUAGCGAAGAUGAAUCUCCUGUCAAAAAAUCAAUUCCCGCUAAACAAAAUGCCGCUGAUAAAACUGGUUCUGUAAAGAAGAACGAUUCGUCAAGUGAGGAUUCGGAGGAAGAUUCCGAUGAAGAAGAGAAACCAACGGCAAAGACAGUAACAAAACCAGCGAUCGGUAAAACAUCGAAGAAACAGGAAUCGUCUAGCGAAGAGGAUUCGGAAGAUGAGGCACCAGCAGAGGCACCGGUCAAAGCAGCUACCAAGAAAGAAUCCUCGAGCGAAUCUGAUUCAGAUGCCAGCGACUCCGAUGAGAAACCAAAAGUUCAGACGCCGGCUAAAGGACAAAAAAGGAAACACACCGACAAAAAUGAGGAAAAACCACCAGCAAAAGUUGCAAAAAAUGACUACACCAACUUUGUGAAAGCUAAUAGUAGCUUAAAUGGAGAUAAGCUACAGAAAAAUCGUACGUAUCAACGCGUGAAAAGCGACAACAUCGAAUUGGAUCCUAAGUUGGCUAAUAAUUCCUUCGAGGCAAAGAGAGGUGCACGAGGAUCGUGGGGAGAACGCGCUAAUGAAGUGCUGAAAUUUACGAAAGGCAAGAGGUUCCGACAUGAGAAGCAAAAGAAGAAGCGUGGUUCUUACCGCGGCGGGCACAUAGAUACACAAGUUAAUUCCAUUAAAUUCGACAAUUAAACAGUUAUACUUUAUAAUUCUUUCUUACGACCAUAUUUAGAUCAGUAAAAUACUUAGUUAAGUUUAGUUAAGUACUGAUUUUACACUGUAUACAUGUAACAAAAUAUAUAAGACAGCUGUUGUCCAAUAUUUUAAAGAAAAGACUAAAUGUAACGAGUUUGGUUAAAUGUUCACUGAUGUAUAAUUGCAGAUAAAUUUAAACCGCGUGUACCGUAUAUAACUAAAAUUAAUAGAACUUACAACUAGAAUGGAAGCUAGUGAAAUAUCGAACAUAAAUUAACUUAUUUGGCGUAAUAUGUGUAUAAUAUCUCAUCGAGUUACGUGUUUACGUUUUACGUUAUAUAAUUUUGUUUGAUAUAUAGCUAUAUGUACUUUUAAUCUGUACCAUUAUGCGUUCAGCCGAAUUUGCCGUUAUUGGAGAAAAUUCACGUUAUUGGACACGCUAUUACCAAACAGUAUAUACUUUAUAAAAUGUGUUCCUUAUUUUCGCAAUUAUUGAUGUUUGCAAUUAUUUUUUCUAUGUGUAUGUCAUGAAAGUUUGUUAAUAUUGUCGAAGAUACCUCGCAAAUGCUGUAACAACACGAGGAUAUGUUUCUAAAUAUAAAUUACAUUAUAACGAGUA